AUGAGGGAUCUUCGUCGCGAGUUGCGUCUUUCGUGUUCAACUGGGUCACAAGUAGACUUCAUGUUUACAGGCAUUAUAGUCACAACGAUUUUGCCGGCUCAAUUUAUCUUAAUACGAAUUCGCGCAAUUUUGCAGCAGAAACUUUUGAGAUCAUGA
Messenger RNA from Plasmopara halstedii, 156 nucleotides. RefSeq lists its product as uncharacterized. Bases 1 to 156 code for a protein of 51 amino acids. The transcript has 2 exons. NCBI's taxonomy places the organism in Eukaryota, Oomycota, Peronosporomycetes, Peronosporales, Peronosporaceae. The record is from RefSeq and is a predicted model, not a curated record.